AUGGACGAGCUCAAUGCAAUGUCCUUGGAGGAAUCACGGCGUUCGCAGCGUCCGUACAGGUACGGGAUGGUUCUCCUUUGCGUUGGAGCACUGAUAAACUGGUUAGGCCUCGCGGAGAACUACGUCGAACCGGUACGAUAUGUCGGUGUUGCUUGCAUAAUCGCAGGCGCUCUUCUCAUAUGUGCCGCAAUGUGUUGUUGGCUGCACGCACCGCCAAGUAGGGCAACCAUGCACACACAACACACAAAUCAUCCGAUCACAGCACAGAUCGACGAUCCGAUUCACGUAAUUUCUAUCGAGGAACCAUCUAGUGGAUCCAGACAGAAGCCACCAGACUACGAGGCGGUUACAGACGCGCCACCUAGCUACGAUGAUGCCAUCAAGCUAAAUCCUAGUCAUCUACUUAGGCCGAACAACAGCGGAACGUUGCCAACUGUGCACAACAUGGUUCCUAGAACCGUGGAGAUUGUUGCUAGGGACCCGAACCCAUCACCGCCGCCACCGUACGCGAGGUGAGAUCUUUGGCAUCAGAAAUUAUGAUCGCAACAAAAGAGGCUUGCGGCGUGCUGGAGGUCCAGCGUAUUGCAAUACAAUUAAGAACUAACCAAGUACAAAAGUGCGACGAGGGUGAGAGGACUCUGUCAUUUGUUAUAUAGCUGCCACAGCACGGCCAAUAUGGGAAUACACUCGAAGUACCACUUACGGUGAACAAUUUGUUCGUUGUAAAACUGGACCUCGUUCAAGUAGGCUAAAAACAUUUGUGUUCAAGAAUCAAACGGACAGUCCUCCAAACGGGACACCGCUUUUGUUACUGAAUCAACCGCCAACGACACAAUCGAAAGUAGGAUCGAAGAUGGAACGUAAUUACGUUGAUCGAUGGAUUCUGAAUUCUGUAAUGUGGAUGAAGAAUAUUGCAAGAAAAUGAAGAACGAAGAGAGAGAGAGAGAGAAAGAGAGAGUCAGUGGAAACGUGACGAACAUUGUGCCUUCCGCAAAACGCCUCGUUCGAGACGCACGAGCCUAAAUGUGUGCACGAAAUACUCAUGACUCUAUAAGAAGUUCCAGAACUGUCGUAAUUUAGAGCAGACUUGCCUACAAAACCCCGUACGAGCAUGAUUAUCGAUUUCGUCUGGCUAAUUUAGAGCGAGUCUAAAAUAGCAAACACAAGUCGUCGAUAAACAGUGUGAAUUCGUACGUUUAUAUGUACAUCCGUACACGUUCUAAACGUGAAGGAUAGCGUUUACUAUUUGUCGAGGAAUUCAAGGAGAUACGAACGAGAAGAAGAAGAAGAAGGAGGGGGAAAAAAGUAGGAGUCCUAAAAAUCGGAAUUAGAAACGUUCCGAAUUUCAUCACUUAGACAAUCGCGCGGCUUAUUAGAAGAAAUACUAUUUGCUUGCCAUAUGAUUUCGAUGAUUGUCAUUUUACACGUGUACA
Molecule: messenger RNA, 1433 nt
Organism: Habropoda laboriosa
Lineage: Eukaryota; Metazoa; Arthropoda; Insecta; Hymenoptera; Apidae
Exons: 4
Coding region: 1-516 (171 amino acids)
Source: RefSeq, a predicted model, not a curated record